Molecule: messenger RNA, 1524 nt
Organism: Aspergillus tanneri
Lineage: Eukaryota; Fungi; Ascomycota; Eurotiomycetes; Eurotiales; Aspergillaceae
Product: amino acid permease
Exons: 7
Coding region: 1-1524 (507 amino acids)
Biological process (GO): transmembrane transport; amino acid transport
Cellular component (GO): membrane
Molecular function (GO): transmembrane transporter activity
Source: RefSeq, a predicted model, not a curated record
AUGACAUUCAAACAGGUCUCUAUCCUCUAUGAUGAUCAAGAUGAAUCAUAUAUUGACUUAGUAAAGGAACUCCGCCGCGAAUUCUCAGCCUGGUCCACCAUCUCCUAUGCGAUCUCCAUCCUCGGUAUCCUGGGCUCGGUCCCUGCUACUCUAGGCGCUCCUCUGGCUGCUGGAGGGCCUGCCACCGCCGUCUGGUGCUGGGCUCUGGGUUCCCUCAUGGCUCUUGCUAUCGGCAGCUCCGUGGCUGAGUUGGUCUCUGCCUAUCCCACGGCGGGGGGCAUGUACUUUGUCGCCAAGUACGUCGUGCCGCCGCCUCAGGUGCCUUUAUUUGCCUGGAUGCAGGGCUGGAGUAAUCUGCUGGGUCAGACGGCCGGCGUGGCCAGUGUGACCUAUACCGUCAGUCAGAUGGUGUUGGCGGGUGUCAGUAUGAACUAUUCUUAUUCUCCAACCCCCGUCCAUACCGUCGUCCUCGCCAUAUUCCUGCUGAUCCUCCUGGGUCUCGUCUGCUCGCGGUCCACCAAAACCCUCCAUCGCAUUGUCUUCUGGUUUGCCCCAAUUAACAUUCUGGCUUCCCUCGUCAUCUGUCUUGUCCUCCUGCGCUCUCCGAAUCAGCAGCCCUUUACCUGGGUCUUCACCCACUUCACCGAUGGUUCAGGCUACGGAUCAAAGCUAUUCUCCUUCCUGUUGGGCUUCAUCUCCGUGGCCUGGACCAUGACGGACUACGACGGGACCACUCAUAUGUCUGAAGAAACCCACGACGCCGCCACUCUUGGUCCGCGCGCCAUCCAAACCGCCGUGAUCAUCUCCGGAUUUCUGGGCUGGAUCCUCACGGUGUGUCUGUGUCGUCAUCUGACUGAUUUCGACGCCAUCAUGAAUUCCUCCACCGGACUCCCCGCCGCCCAGAUCUUCCUGAACGUCGCCGGUCCCUCCGUCGGUUCUCUCAUGUGGGCUAUGGCGAUCCUGGUGCAGUCCUUCACGGCUUGUUCUGCCAUGUUGGCCGAUACUCGUAUGGUUUAUGCCUUUGCAAGGGACGAGGCCUUGCCGUUUUCCGAGAUAUUGUCUGAGAUCAACACCCAAACACUGACCCCCGUGAAUUCAGUCAUCUUCGUCGUCAUCUUCAGUAUCCUCCUGACUACCAUCGCCCUGGCCUCGACCAAGACUGCCACUACCAUCUUCAGCAUCACCGCCCCGGCUCUGGAUCUCUCUUACGUCGCUGUGAUUCUGGCCCAUCGGCUCUAUCGUCAUCGUGUCCCGUUCGUCGCUGGCCCUUUUACCCUGGGGAAAUGGACCCCGGUCGUCAAUUGGGUGUCGGUCUUCUGGGUGCUGUUUAUCAGUACCGUGUUGUUUUUUCCGCCUUCAGUGCCGGUUACCUGGGAGAAUAUGAACUAUGGCUUUGGGGUUGGGUCGGGAAUCGCCCUUUUCGCUUGGCUGUGGUGGCGUGUUGAUGCCAAUGGGAAAUAUACCGGUCCUCGCACCGCUGACUUUCAGUCCAUUCCUCAGUCCGAUUAUGACCCUCUUGAAUGA